AGCUUCCCUGGCAUUAACCGUUCCAUAAAUGUCUCCACUUUGGCAACAAGACAUUUACUUUUUAUAUAUUCAGCAGCAGGAUCUUUCCCACAUGCGCCAGUCAGUAGGAUGCAGAGCCUGUCUCUGCUCCAGUCACAGCUGAAAAAAAGAGAUGCCCAUAAACCACGUACCCUUCCCCACAAACUUCAAAAAGUUGGGUCGGCCUCCCUUCACGGAGCUAGGACUGAUUUUGGGGCCCCGGAUAUACUGGACCUGUUCGCUGUGGAGCGACCUACCUGCUCGGAUGCCAGGGGGCUGGAUGAGACAGGCGAAGUGUUUGAGUUUGUUGGGGUUUUUUUUCCCAACACUGCCUGUUAACAGUUCUACAGUAGUCCUCAUUAUACUCGAAGUACUGUAUUUCCUCCAUUUGUAGGCAUGCUCCUUUCCCCCGAUGUUAACAUUUUUGAAACCAGGAUACAUCUUAACAGAGAGGCUAAAAGGACUUGCCCUCUGCUAGGCAGCCACGUGGGUGGUGAUGUGUCUUGUCACUGCUCGCCCAUGUGAAAAUGCAGCCAUGUGCAGUUGAGAUACUGGAAAUGAACUUUAAAUUGAGAUCUCUUGCUUUUAAAAAUAACUUUAAAAUACCCUGGCCCAAUAGCUCACUUGGUUAGAGCAUCCUCCUGAUGGGCCAAGGGGUUUCAUCCCAGGCGGUAGAACAACAAAUGGAUAUCUCUCCCUCUCUAAAAUAAUAAACAAACAAACAAACAAACAAACAAAAACUUAAAAAGAUAAUGCUGUGAAGCAGCAUUAAAGCAAAAGUUUUAUAGUAAUGUUUAUUAAAGGUUUACUACGUGCCUGCCAUUGUCUCAAUUAAUCAACUUUACAACCCUAUGAAGUACAAUUAUUAUUCUUAUUUUAUAGAUGAAGAAACUGAAGCUCAGAUAAUUGAAGUGCCUUAGAGCUUUUAAGUGCAAGAGUCAGGAUUCUAACCCGGGCUGUCUGAUUCCAAAGCUGCCCUCUUUCAAGUCUGUAUCCAGGUAGAAGAUGCAUGCAGCUUAUAAGGAGGGAAGUCAAGGCAGGAUCCGUGCAUGUCUGUGUAUCUUUGGCUGUUUGUAUAUAUGUGUAUGGAACUGGGAGACAGAGUCACCUCCAAGAGCAUUGAUUAUACUUAUUCCCACAUUGGUGCCAAAUCUUUGUUUUUGGAUCUUUUGCAGUUUUAAAUAUAUUUCUGCAAGUUCUGGGUUUCUGGCUAUCUGAGGGUGCUCCUGGAUCCCUCCUCCCCUGCCUUGUGCUCCUCUAGAAGAAGACAGAGGCAUGCACUCAAACCUAUGCAACCGGCUGCCUCCCAAGGAGGCAGUACUUAAUUUGAGACAGGAGUCCGUUUUUCAGACUCACCCAAGUCACAUCAGCCUCUAGGAGCCCCCAGGUUCUGGUGCUGCAGGAACAUGCCAAAGGAGAGCCCCGAGGACAAGAGACUGUGAUCAGAGGAGGACCGCACAACUGUGAAGCUUCUCAGCAGAGGUUCUGGCGGUUUCCUCCCCAGAAGUCGACAAGCCCAACUGGGCAGACAUCAUCAUGCUACAGCAGCUCUUGAUCACCCUGCCCACCGAGGCCAGCACCUGGGUGAAGCUGCAUCAUCCAGAUAAGGCCAAGGAGGGGAUGCCCCUGUGGGAGGACGUGACGAAGAUGUUCGAAGGAGAAGCUCUGCUCUCUCAGGAUACUGAUGAGACCCAGGGAGAAAGUUUAAAGGAUGAAGGGACCUCUGGGGCCAGGACAGCAGAAUUCCAGGAAAUGCUGACCUUCAAGGACAUAUCUGUGAACUUCACCCAGGAGGAGUGGGGGCAGCUGGCCCCUGUGCACCGGAAUCUGUACCGGGAGGUGAUGCUGGAGAACUAUGGGAACCUGGUCUCAGUGGCAGGAUACGAGUUUUCCAAACCUAGGGUGAUUUCCCAGUUGGAGAAAGGAGAAGAGCCAUGGAUAACAGAGAAAGAAAGCCCAGGACAUCCUAGUUCAGGCUUGAAGAGUAAAACAGAAACCAAUACGUCAGCUGCAAGGAAUGACAUUUUACAGGAACAGUUAUAUCAAGGCAUUAUGAUGGAAAGGUUCAUGAGGGGUGAUGUCACGGAAUCCACAUUGAGGAAAGUCUCCAAAUAUAACGAGUUAGAAAGGGAUCAGGACACCCAUGGAAGAGAUGUAAGACAAGCCACCUUGACCCAUAAGAAGAGGGGCCAAGAAACUAACAGAUUUGGGGAAAAUACUGUGAGCUCAAAUAUUCUUAUAGAACAGAGGUACUGUAAAUAUGACACACUUAGACAGAGGAACAAAUACAAAAUAGAUCUGAUGAAUCAUCCAGCGAGUUACAUAAGAACAAAAACCUAUGAAUGUAAUAUAUGUGAAAAAAUCUUCAAACAACCCAUUCAUCUUACUGAACACAUGAGAAUUCAUACUGGCGAGAAACCUUUCAGAUGUAAGGAAUGUGGAAGGGCCUUUAGUCAAAGCGCAUCUCUUAAUACCCACCAGAGAAUCCAUACUGGUGAGAAACCCUUUGAAUGCGAAGAAUGUGGCAAAACCUUCAGACAUCGCUCCUCCCUUAAUCAGCAUCACAGAACUCACACUGGGGAGAAACCCUAUGUAUGUGAUAAGUGUCAGAAAGCUUUCAGCCAGAACAUUAGCUUGAUCCAACAUUUGAGAACUCAUUCUGGAGAGAAACCCUUUACAUGCAAUGAAUGUGGGAAAACCUUUCGACAAAUUAGGCACCUUAGUGAACAUGUAAGAAUUCAUACUGGGGAGAAGCCCUAUGCGUGCACUGCAUGUUGUAAAACCUUUAGUCAUAGAGCGUAUCUAACACAUCACCAGAGAAUCCAUACUGGGGAGAGACCUUACAAAUGUAAAGAAUGUGGGAAAGCCUUUAGGCAGAGGAUCCACCUUAGCAACCAUAAAACUGUUCAUACAGGAGUGAAAGCGUAUGAAUGCACCCGCUGUGGGAAAGCCUAUAGGCAUGACUCGUCCUUUAAAAAACACCAGAGACAUCACACUGGAGAAAAACCUUAUGAAUGUACUGAAUGUGGAAAAGCCUUCAGCUAUAAUUCAUCACUUACUCGGCACCAUGAAAUACACAGGAGGAAUGCUCUCAGAAAUAAUGUGUAAAAAUAGUUUAUAUAUAUAAAAAAAAGAUUAUCCAACAUGAGAACAAAAGCCAAGUCCAAAUUAGUGAUUCUAUGCUUUUAAAUUUCUGGACUCUAAACUUGAGUUAUUGAUAUAAUGAUGCCAACUUCUAAUUUUGCCCGUUGUGUAAAUAAACAGUACAUUGAUAACUACUAUCUACUAACACCUCCAUACAAAGUACCUAAUCCAGAAUAAAGGAUGCUCCUUCCAACUAAAUUCAGCAA
Messenger RNA from Miniopterus natalensis, 3368 nucleotides. Lineage: Eukaryota; Metazoa; Chordata; Mammalia; Chiroptera; Miniopteridae. The record is from RefSeq and is a predicted model, not a curated record.